Messenger RNA from Kwoniella botswanensis, 489 nucleotides. RefSeq lists its product as uncharacterized. The record is from RefSeq and is a predicted model, not a curated record. Lineage: Eukaryota; Fungi; Basidiomycota; Tremellomycetes; Tremellales; Cryptococcaceae. The coding region runs from base 1 to 489 and encodes 162 amino acids. The transcript has a single exon.
AUGUCUUCGAGUCAACAGACCGCCACCCAGCCCUCUUUGGGUGAUACCUUACGAAGCGUCUCACAGACGAUGAACACUGAUAAUCCCUCUGAAGUCCUAUGUGCCGCCUAUACUCUGAGCAGUCUGCGCCAUAAGCUAAAGAGUAAUGACGAGUCUACUGCUCCGCAAAGAGAGCAUUUUGGCAAGUGGGAUGAAUCGGAUUUUUCCGAGGAAUACAAAACCCAAAUUGAGCUCCUUAACACUCAAAUGGAUGAUGUUAUUUCCCAUUAUAGCAAGAUGGGAUUUAGGAAGAAUUUCGACAAGGGUUACCUUAGUCUUCGGUUGACUCUCAAGUGUGUGGUCCCGAUCGUAGAGGCGGGAGCUGCCCUGGUCAAGGAAGCUGAAGAAUCUUUGGAAGAAUCUUUGGUAAAAUUACGGGCUGUUACGGAGUCGUACUACGACGCUAUCCAUACUGAGCGCUCUUCGAGGCCAGACGACAAACGAUCAUGA